AUGAAGCCUUAUUUUGGAUUGCGGGGCAUGUCCCUGAAUAUUAUGAUCAGUAUAAUUGCUGGUUUGGACUUCUUACUUUUCGGAUAUGAUCAAGGUGUUAUGGGAGGUCUAUUGACCUUGAACUCGUUCGUCGUUCAAUUUCCCCAAAUCGACACCACCGCAGCUGGUGAGGUCGGCCUCUCUGCGGCUCAAAGAAGCAAUCGUUCUACCGUACAAGGCAUCACAACUGCCUCUUACAAUCUGGGAUGUUUUGUUGGUGCUGUUGCCUGUAUCUGGAUUGGUAACUACCUCGGGCGUCGUAAGACUAUCUUCACCGGCUCGAUUAUCAUGGUCAUUGGCGCAACGCUACAGUCCUGCGCAUAUUCACUCCCACAUCUGAUUGUCGGCCGUAUCGUGACUGGUAUUGGCAACGGAAUGAAUACUUCUACCGUUCCUACUUGGCAAUCGGAAUGUAGCAAGUCUCACCAUCGUGGUCCACUUGUCAUGCUGGAAGGUGCUUUGAUUGCCGGUGGAAUCAUGAUCAGUUACUGGAUUGAUCUCGGAUUCUCCUUCCUUGACCCUAGUUCUGUCGCAUGGCGCUUCCCAAUUGCUUUCCAGAACGUCUUCACCCUUGUCAUUCUGACCUGCGUACUACCCCUUCCCGAAUCUCCUCGCUGGCUGAUUAUGAAAGGCCGUGAAGAAGAGGCAAUGGAGGUCUUAUCGGCUAUCCUGGAUAUGGACGAAAGCGAUCCAUAUGUACACUCUGAGUUCGCCGCUAUUAAGGAUGCCGUGAUGGAAUCUGAGUCUGUCAGCUUCCGUGAUCUUUGCACCAUGGAUGAAAAUCGCCAUCUCCACCGUGUUGUUCUCGCCUAUGUCAACCAGAUGUUUCAGCAGAUCUCCGGUAUUAACUUGAUUACCUACUAUGCAGCUACCAUCUACGAGAACUCCCUUGGAAUGGACGGUCUCACGUCACGAAUUAUGGCAGCUUGCAACGGUACCGAGUACUUCAUCGCAUCUUUGGUUCCUAUCUUCAUUAUUGAGAAGGUUGGCCGUCGUACUCUGAUGUUGGUUGGUGCCGCUGGUAUGUCCAUCUCCAUGGCAGUCCUCGCCAUCUGCACCAGCUUUGAAGGACAGAGUAAGCCCGGUAUUGCUGCUGCUGUAUUCCUCUUUGUUUUCAACACCUUCUUCGCCUUUGGAUGGUUGGGUAUGACCUGGCUAUACCCGGCGGAGAUUGUCCCUCUGCGUAUUCGUGCUCCCGCUAACGCUCUCUCGACUUCUGCAAACUGGAUCUUCAACUUCAUGGUCGUUAUGGUCACUCCUGUUGCAUUCGAGAACAUCAAGUACCGAACCUACAUUAUCUUCGCAGUGAUCAACGCCUUCAUCUUCCCAGUCGUCUACUUCUUCUACCCCGAGACCGCCUACCGAUCUCUCGAAGAGAUGGACACCAUCUUUCAGAAUACAACCACUGUCUUCAACGUCGUCUCCGUCGCCCGUAAUCAGCCUCACCGCUACGGCAAGAACGGCGAGCUGUUGAUCAACUACCAAGAUACCGAGGAGCAUCUCCGCCGCGCUAGCCACGUUUCUGAGAAACAUGGCAAGAGUUUCGCUGCGAGCGGCGAUGUGGAAGGUGGUAAGGGUGCUCAUGUGGAGAACCAGGAUAACGUCUCCACAAACAGCAGUUAA
This is a messenger RNA of Penicillium malachiteum, 1662 nucleotides long. RefSeq names its product sugar porter family MFS transporter. Gene Ontology annotation, molecular function: carbohydrate:proton symporter activity. Bases 1 to 1662 code for a protein of 553 amino acids. NCBI's taxonomy places the organism in Eukaryota, Fungi, Ascomycota, Eurotiomycetes, Eurotiales, Aspergillaceae. Gene Ontology annotation, biological process: transmembrane transport; carbohydrate transport. Gene Ontology annotation, cellular component: membrane. The record is from RefSeq and is a predicted model, not a curated record. The transcript has 5 exons.